AUGAAAGAUCCAUUCGAAUCGUUGGAAUACGCUCAAAAAAGCACUUCUGAUCGAAGUAUUUGUCUUCUAAAGCCUAGUGAAGGUCGAACAUGUCGAGAAGAUGAAUCACCUCCUCGAACAAAUUUACAGUAUUUCUACAGUAAUCGUGAUAAACGUUGUAAACUUUACUUCUAUCGAGGAUGUGGUGGUAGUCAAAAUCGAUUUGAUACUAAAAGGCAUUGUGAAUUAACAUGCGCUGGUGUAUAA
Brugia malayi is the source of this 246-nucleotide messenger RNA. Its product is annotated as Kunitz/Bovine pancreatic trypsin inhibitor domain containing protein. The record is from RefSeq and is a predicted model, not a curated record. Lineage: Eukaryota; Metazoa; Nematoda; Chromadorea; Rhabditida; Onchocercidae. The transcript has 3 exons. The coding region runs from base 1 to 246 and encodes 81 amino acids. Gene Ontology annotation, molecular function: serine-type endopeptidase inhibitor activity.